Molecule: messenger RNA, 1453 nt
Organism: Lonchura striata (white-rumped munia)
Lineage: Eukaryota; Metazoa; Chordata; Aves; Passeriformes; Estrildidae
Gene: DCLRE1B
Product: DNA cross-link repair 1B
Biological process (GO): double-strand break repair via nonhomologous end joining; telomere maintenance; interstrand cross-link repair
Molecular function (GO): 5'-3' DNA exonuclease activity; damaged DNA binding
Source: RefSeq, a predicted model, not a curated record
UCCCCUGGCGCGCGGCCCGGCCCCGCCCCGCGCCGCCCGCGCGUGCGCGGCGCUUCCCGCCAAAAGGCGCGUGAGGGGAGCGGGCUCCCCGUCCGCCGCCAUGAGUGGGUCGGUGCUGGCCGGGACCCCCAUCGCCGUGGACUUCUGGAGCCUGCGGAGGGCGGCCGGCGCCCGCCUCUUCUUCCUAUCCCACAUGCACUCGGACCACACGGUGGGGCUGUCCAGUACCUGGCAUCGCCCGCUGUACUGCUCCCCCAUCACUGCCCGCCUCCUGCACCACCGCCUGCAGGUGCCGACGUGCUGGAUCCAGCCGCUCGAGGUGGGGCAGAGCCAUGUCGUGGGUGAGGUGACGGUGACACUGAUCGACUCCAACCACUGCCCUGGCUCCGUUAUGUUCCUCUUUGAGGGCACCUUUGGCACCAUCCUCUACACAGGAGAUUUCCGCUACACGAGCGCCAUGCAGGACGAGCCGGCGCUGAGGGGCCGCCACAUCGACCGCCUGUACCUGGACAACACGCACUGCCAGCCCCAGCGGGCGCUGCCCUCGCGGGCGGUGGCCACCCGCCAGGCUGCCCACCUCAUCCGUGCCCACCCAGGGCACAACGUGGUCAUCGGUGUGUACAGCCUGGGCAAGGAGACGCUGCUGGUGGACCUGGCUCUGGAGUUCAGCACGUGGGUGGUGGUGAGCCCCUGGCGCCUGGAGCAGAUGCGGCUGCUGGAGCUGCCGGAUGUGUUCACCGCCGAGGAGGGCACGGGCUGGAUCCGUGCCGUGAACGUCACCGAGAUCUGCUGGGACACGCUCGUCACCUGGAAUGCACAGCACCCCACCAUUGCCAUCAUCCCCACGGGCAUGCCCGUGAAGGUCACCCACCCCAACAUGCACCUCAUCCCUUACUCGGAUCACUCGUCCUUCGAGGAGCUGCGCGAGUUCGUGAAGUGGCUGAGACCUUGCUCCAUCAUUCCCAUUGUGAAGGGUGACAUGUGCCAGGAUUACUUUCAGGAAUACCUGAAAGUACCUGAAAGCUCUGCUCCCCAGGUGCUUCCUGACUUCAGAGUCCCAAAGCCCAUGCAUGAGUCUGGACAGCAGCAAAGCCAAAGGAGGGGGCAGAAACCCACAAAUGUCCGGAAAAGAUCCCUGGGGAGUUCUGUGCCUCGAGGGGUUGUUUAUGAGUCCCCAGAGAAAAAUAAGGAGAAACCUGAAGCAUUUACAGGUGUUAAGGUUCCUCAGCACGACUGUGAGCCAGGUCUCUGCUCAAAAGAAGGCUGCACUUGUCACAGAGGUGAGAGGGAACAGCUGGGAAGAGCAGGAGCAGCACCUGUUUCCAGUGAGCACCUUGCAACUGGAUUUGCAGAGCAGUAUUUACUCAGUCCCUUGAAUGUUGUAAAGGAGUUUUCUGCACAGAAGUUUGAUCAGCUGGUAGAAGACUUUCUUCGGAAGGAGGACGCGCCCUGA